AUGAUGAACACCCGGCAGAUCAAAGUGGACCCCCCCCAUGAUGAACAUCCGGCAGAUCAAAGUGGACCCCCCCAUGAUGAACACCCGGCAGAUCAAAGUGAACCCCCCAUGAUGAACACCCGGCAGAUCAAAAUCAAAGUGGACCCCCCCAUGAUGAACACCCCGGCAGAUCAAAGUGAACCCCCCCAUGAUGAACACCCGGCAGAUCAAAGUGGACCCCCCCCCCCCAUGAUGAACACCCGGCAGAUCAAAGUGAACCCCCCAUGA
This is a messenger RNA of Knipowitschia caucasica, 267 nucleotides long. NCBI's taxonomy places the organism in Eukaryota, Metazoa, Chordata, Actinopteri, Gobiiformes, Gobiidae. The record is from the annotation of a GenBank genome assembly.